CCAGCAAAAAUGAAACUUAAAGCACACUGGAGCUUUGUUUAGAAUCAAAUGGAAAAAUGAAAUGGAACACCUUUCGUUAUGGACACACCCUGAAAGAUAUGCCAUUUAUAUACCUGCUUUCAGGAAGAAGCAAUCAGCUUCAAAAGCGACAUCAGAGAGAUUCAAUUUGUCCUGGUUCAAACAUGUGGGUUGAAGACGACUUGGGCCCAAGUGCUCCACCUUGCCUUGAUAGUUACAUAGAACCAGCAGAUGGUAGAGUCUACAGAAUGUAUCAUGGGACAUCAAGGGAGGCUGCUGAAAAAAUAAAAGUCUCUGGGUUCAAACCAUCUUCUAAAGGGAUGCUUGGGCCUGGUGUUUACCUCAGCCGAGAUCUAGAGAAGGCCUCCAAAUACCCUCUGGAUCUAGAUGAGCAUCGGAAAGUGGUUCUGAGAGUGAAAGUUGAUGUUGGGAGAGUGAAGAAGAUUGACCAUCAAGGUCAUCCACUGCAGUAUACCUGGCAUGAGAACGGGUAUGACACUGCCUGGUGCCCUCCAAACUGUGGCAUGGUGCGAAGUCGUCUUGAGGAAGACUGUGUUUGGGAUCCGAACCGAAUCACAGUCAUUGGGGAAAUAUGCCCUAAAUCACAAGUAGCUAAAGGUGCAUGGCAUGCGCGUUACUGAAGUGUACUUUCCCAUGAAGUGUGAAAUUAUUAGUUCUAAAAUAUUUUUUGAAAAUGCUGCCAGCUGUUGACAACUCCUGUGCUUUGAAAUGAUCAUCAUAUUGUAAUAAAUUAAACAUACUUCAUUGACACAUCUUUGAGUUACGUUUUUAUUUUCUUUAAUA
Messenger RNA from Onychostoma macrolepis, 822 nucleotides. RefSeq lists its product as uncharacterized. Gene Ontology annotation, molecular function: NAD+ poly-ADP-ribosyltransferase activity. NCBI's taxonomy places the organism in Eukaryota, Metazoa, Chordata, Actinopteri, Cypriniformes, Cyprinidae. Gene Ontology annotation, cellular component: cytoplasm. The record is from RefSeq and is a predicted model, not a curated record. The coding region runs from base 57 to 659 and encodes 200 amino acids. The transcript has 2 exons.